Molecule: messenger RNA, 4407 nt
Organism: Tachysurus fulvidraco (yellow catfish)
Lineage: Eukaryota; Metazoa; Chordata; Actinopteri; Siluriformes; Bagridae
Gene: ltb4r2a
Product: leukotriene B4 receptor 2a
Exons: 5
Coding region: 354-1475 (373 amino acids)
Biological process (GO): phospholipase C-activating G protein-coupled receptor signaling pathway; complement receptor mediated signaling pathway; inflammatory response
Cellular component (GO): plasma membrane
Molecular function (GO): complement receptor activity; leukotriene receptor activity
Source: RefSeq, a predicted model, not a curated record
CAGCAGGCUGGAUGUGAGAUGUAAUAGAUAAGAAGAAGGAGGAGGAGUAAACACGGGUCAAACCUACAGCUAGGGACAUCUCAGAGAGAAUCCAGAGAGCACAAAAGAAGAUCAGGGAGAAGGACACAGAGAUAGUGAAAGAGAUAAAGGACUGUGGAAUGUAGAGAUUAUAGAAACCACGAGGGUCAAACAGACGAUGAAUACGUGCUAAAGAAACAUCAAGACUAACGUGACUAGUUGUUUAUUUUUCUACCUUCUGGUUUCUUUCUGUUUUUUUGGAGCAGAUCAUCAUCAUCCUCUUCCUCCACCUCCUCUUCCUCCUCCUCCUCCUCCUCAUCAUCAUCGUCAUCAUCAUGGCGUUAAUGCCAACUCCUGGACUCAAUUCAUCUUUAGGGAUGGCUGGCCCCUUGUCCGUCUCCCCAAGCAAUACGUCUAAUAUCCUGAGCAGCCUUGAAGGAACCAUAUCAGGAGCUCUGAUCCUAAGCGUCGCCUUCGUCCUCGGCAUUCCCGGCAACCUCUUCGUCAUCUGGAGCGUGGUGGCUAGAACGCAGCGCCACUCAGUGACGGCGACGCUUAUCCUCAACCUGGCCUGUGCAGACGGCAUGCUCAUGCUGCUCACACCUUUCUUUAUCAUCUACCUCCUCAAGCGGUCCUGGAUCUUCGGCCUGGCCAUGUGCAAGGUCCUGUAUUACUUCUGCUGCGCCAACAUGUACGCCUCCAUCUUCCUGAUCACACUGAUGAGCCUCCACAGGCUGGUGGCCGUGGUUUGGCCGCAGCAUCUCGUUGCCUUCAGCAAGCGCAGCACCGUAGUACGGACUCUUGUGGCCCUCUGGAUCCUGGCGCUGGCUCUGGCUGCGCCUGUUCUGGUGUUCCGAAAGACAGAAGACAAUCGAAACAACACUAUUGUGUGUGACUGUCUACACUCCAGUCAUGGAUAUGUGGUGAUGCAAUACACCAUGGAGACGUUCCUGGGCUUCUUGUUGCCCUACAGCUUGAUUCUAAUCAGUUACGUUCGGAUUCUUCUCAGGAUUCGCCGCACACGCUUUCAGAGACGUAUUCGCAGCGAGAAGCUCAUUCUGAUCAUCGUCAUCACCUUCGCUCUCUUCUGGCUGCCGUACCAUGUCGUCAACAUGCUGCAGGUGUCUGAAGGGUUGGUUGUGAGCGCGCAACAGAAGAUACACGACUUUCGGACGAAGCUGAGACCCUUCGCUGCUGCAGUGGCCUUCUUCAGCAGCUGCAUCAACCCCAUCCUGUACACGUGUGUAGGAAAGCGGUACAUGCAGCGGGCAGGUCUGGCCUUCAUGGCGCGUCUCUUCGACGCCACAGGACGAGAUCUGAUGUCUCGUAGAUCUCAUAACCGGCAGCUUGAAGUGGGAGAAAACGACGCACUGCGUGAUAAGGACUCUGAAUCCACGACGAGCGCCAACACCAGCGGUAACGUCAAAGUGACACGUGUGCAAAAUGGGAAACAGUGAGGUUCUGAAUGAAACAUUUAGGAUUUGCUUUCGAAUGUCAGAAACGAGGGAGAAAAAAAAAUUUCAAACACAUCCAAUGACGUCAUGGGGAGUUUUAUUCUGAUACAGCAGACUGAACGGAUCUAGAGGAACACUGCGUCCUAGUGAAGGUUCUCGCACCGUUGCGUCAGGGUGACACGUGACCUCAGAUCUCAGGCAGUUCAAGGUCUGUCCACCAGGUCGCGCCAAAACAUCACACGCUUUAAUGUCAUGACGCGCCGGAUAAAUGUCGUGUUUCGCUCCAAGAUGACUGAUUUUGUCUCUCAACAUACAUUGGGAUUAAUUUCAUCUGUUAAGGAAAGAGCUUUGAAUAAAUAAACAAACAAAUAAAUAAAUAUACACAUUUUAAAGUUCUGUCAUACAAGAAAAAAUGAAAUAGAGACUGUAUUCACACCAGUGUACCAUCUGGAAAAGCAAAAUAUCACUACUAAUAAAACUGCAAAAACAAACAACAAAAAAUAAACAUACAUUUGAGAGCAAAAGUUUGUGCCCUCUUGGAGCUAAAUGAUAAAGGGAAGAGAAGACAUUAUAAGCAAAUAUUUAACAGUGAAUAGAAAUUAUCAGUCAAAAUGUAAUUAUUCUUAAAAAAAGGAGGGGGGGUGGGGUGUAACAAAUGUACAUGCCACUUUAUCAGUAAUACACGGACAGUUGAAGAUUGUAUGACCCAAUCUUUCAUGUGAUUGGAUAAUUGCAUAAACAUACAGAUGUACAUGUGUUCCUAUUGGCUGCUGAAUGUGUAUCCAGGGAAUCCUAAUAUAGUCUGAGUAUCGAUGUUUUAGCCAUAAGUUUUGGACUGUACCUUUUUUUGUGUCAGGACACGACCACUUUUUAUUAUUGACAGAUUUUUUUUUAUUUUUUUUUCCAAAAUUCGUUAAAUAUAGUUACGUUUUCCUUUUUUUUUUUUUUUUGCACCGAAACUUUUGCAUUCAUUUCAAAUUGAUAAUAAAGUUUUUAAUAACUUUAUAAAAAUCGACUUAUAUUAAUAAUUACACAUCAAUGGAUAAUUUUAAGACUAGUUGUAAAAUGUAUAAUCUUAUAUUUUAUAUAUUAUAUCUAUAACCACGCAUAUGUUAAUGAAGGGGCGUGGCCAAAUGUAAAUCGUAUAUACUUAUAUAUAAUUAUAUAUUUAUAUAGAAACCCUUUUUAUUAAGGCUAUGUGUAAAUAAUACAGAAAUGUGAUUUCAUACAUAACGGUAUGAUUUUACUUUAAUAAUUUGAAUUAUUUUUAUAAUUAUUGGAUUCCGUCUGUUAGAUCAUCCGUCUGUUAAUGACAGGAUCAGGUUUUAGGAUUCUGUAAUAAAAGUCUGGACAAAAAAAAAACUCUGUUACACUGAGAUUCUCCGAAUGUCUGAUUGCAUGCCUGAGUUUGUGCAGUAUGUUAUAAAUGAUGUUAUGAGGUUAUGAACGAUGCAGGACACGACCACCGCUCACUCGUGGGAUGUUUAUUCUGAUGUUAGGAAUGUCCUUUUGUGUGACAUUAAGAAUGAUGUUUUGUUUUACACGAUUUUAAAAAUGAUGUCAUAAAUAUUGUAAUAAAUUACAUUAUAAACAACGUUGUAAAUGAUUUUAUAAAUGUCUUCAUGAAUUAGAUUAUAAAUGACGUUAUAUAUAAUGUUAUGUAUGUUGUUAUAUAUGACGUUAGGAAUGAUGUUAUAACUGACAGUAUGAAUUAUGUUACAUAUGACAUUGUUAUGACUGUUGUUAUAUAUGAUGUUAGGAAUGAUGUUAUAACUGACAGUAUGAAUUAUGUUACAUAUGACAUUGUUAUGACUGUUGUUAUAUAUGAUGUUAGGAAUGAUGUUAUAACUGACAGUAUGAAUUAUGUUACAUAUGACGUUGUUAUAACUGUUGUUAUAUAUGAUGUUAGGAAUGAUGUUAUAACUGACAGUAUGAAUUAUGUUACAUAUGACAUUGUUAUGACUGUUGUUAUAUAUGAUGUUAGGAAUGAUGUUAUAACUGACAGUAUGAAUUAUGUUACAUAUGACAUUGUUAUGACUGUUGUUAUAUAUGAUGUUAGGAAUGAUGUUAUAACUGACAGUAUGAAUUAUGUUACAUAUGACAUUGUUAUGACUGUUGUUAUAUAUGAUGUUAGGAAUGAUGUUAUAACUGACAGUAUGAAUUAUGUUACAUAUGACAUUGUUAUGACUGUUGUUAUAUAUGAUGUUAGGAAUGAUGUUAUAACUGACAGUAUGAAUUAUGUUACAUAUGACGUUGUUAUAACUGUUGUUAUAUAUGAUGUUAGGAAUGAUGUUAUAACUGACGGUAUGAAUUAUGUUACAUAUGACAUUGUUAUGACUGUUGUUAUAUAUGAUGUUGGGAAUGAUGUUAUAACUGACGGUAUGAAUUAUGUUACAUAUGACAUUGUUAUGACUGUUAUUAUAUAUGAUGUUAGGAAUGAUGUUAUAACUGACAGUAUGAAUUAUGUUACAUAUGACGUUGUUAUAACUGUUGUUAUAUAUGAUGUUAGGAAUGAUGUUAUAACUGACGGUAUGAAUUAUGUUACAUAUGACAUUGUUAUGACUGUUGUUAUAUAUGAUGUUAGGAAUGAUGUUAUAACUGACGGUAUGAAUUAUGUUAUAUAUGACAUUGUUAUGACUGUUGUUAUAUAUGAUGUUAGGAAUGAUGUUAUAACUGACGGUAUGAAUUAUGUUAUAUAUGACAUUGUUAUGACUGUUGUUAUAUAUGAUGUUAGGAAUGAUGUUAUAACUGACGGUAUGAAUUAUGUUACAUAUGACAUUGUUAUGACUGUUGUUAUAUAUGAUGUUAGGAAUGAUGUUAUAACUGACGAUAUGAAUUAUGUUAUAUAUGACGUUGUUAUAACUGUUGUUAUAAAUGAUGUUAUAUAUGAUGUUACAUAUGAUGUUAUAAAGAUGUUAUAAAUAAUGAUAUAUAU